This is a messenger RNA of Epinephelus fuscoguttatus (brown-marbled grouper), 1307 nucleotides long. RefSeq names its product major histocompatibility complex class I-related gene protein-like. NCBI's taxonomy places the organism in Eukaryota, Metazoa, Chordata, Actinopteri, Perciformes, Serranidae. The record is from RefSeq and is a predicted model, not a curated record. Gene Ontology annotation, biological process: immune response. Bases 333 to 944 code for a protein of 203 amino acids. Gene Ontology annotation, cellular component: external side of plasma membrane. The transcript has 3 exons.
UAUCCCUGCUUAAGCUUAAGUGUCCCACAUUAGGCGAAUCCACUCUAUGGGUCUGAUCACUUUUUUAAUGAAUUGACAUCAUUCCAGACAGGAUGUCAGUGUGUCUGUGACUUCCUGUACGGACUGAAGGCUGCUGGAAACUGUCGGCUGCUGGAAACGACUUCACCGCAGCUUUUUGUCACCGCCCCUGCUGCAGCCGCCUGCUCUCGUCUACUUUCCAGGCGAGGAGCAGUUCAUCUCCAGCGAGCCUACUCCCUCCUCCCAGUGCCAACUGGCAAAAAAAUGAGGAACAAACAGCUGCCCCAGCUCGGUCACUUCUUCAUCAAAACAAGAUGAAAAAUUUACUUUUGCUGCUUCUCUUGUGUCACGUGUCGUCAUCAGUAAAACACUCCCUGAAGUUUUUCUUCACUGCAUCUUCUGAAGUCCCAAACGUCCCACAGCUUGUGGGUGCUGCAGUGGUUGAUGACCUUUUGGUGGGUCACUGCGACACCGAUACAAAGAUAAUACAACUAAAACAGGACUGGAUGAAAACAGCAUUAGAAAACAAUCCGCAGCAUUUGGAGUGGUACAGUCGACAGUGUUUUGAGAUCCUGCCACACGUCUACAAAGCCAGGAUGGACAACUUGAAGCAGCACUUCAACCAAAGUGGAGAUAUCCACAUUUUCCAGAUGAUGAGUGGCUGUGAGUGGGAUGAUGAGACUGGAGAGGUUAAGGGUUUUAUGCAGUAUGGUUAUGAUGGAGAAGACUUCAUAUCAUUGGACCUGAAGACACUGACAUGGAUCGCUCUGAAACCACAGGCUGUCGUCACUAAACUGAGAUGGGAUGCUGACAAAGACAGACUAAUAGAAAAUAAAAACUACUUAACUCAUGUUUGUCCUGAGUGGCUGAAGACUUAUGUGGCCUUUGUAAAGAGCUCUCUGCAGAGAAAAGGUAGAAUCACAUGACCUGAUGUAGUUUCAUUAACAUAACAAUGUUCAUACAACUUGCUCAGAAUGAACUGCUGUUGUAUUUUCACUCCAGACUGUCUGACAUUAACUUCUGUUUGCCUUUUUUCUGUGACUUUUUUCUGCUGUUGUAUUUUCACUCCAGACUGUCUGACAUUAACUUCUGUUUGACUUUUUUCUGUGGCGGUAAAGUUUGAUUUAGCUCUCACCAAUCAGUAGAGACUGACAUGUUGGAGUGCUCUUACGUUUCUGUCCAUCAAACCUGAGACUGUGAUAGUUAGUGCACAGUUAGCAUGAGUUAAGUGAGUUCACAGAGUUUCAGAAUAGACAUAUUGCUGUUUCAUUGAACAUUGCUAUGAACUG